Molecule: messenger RNA, 1272 nt
Organism: Sclerotinia trifoliorum
Lineage: Eukaryota; Fungi; Ascomycota; Leotiomycetes; Helotiales; Sclerotiniaceae
Source: the annotation of a GenBank genome assembly
AUUUCGGAUGAAGCGGGCAUCAUCACAUCAACUGAUGAGCUGACGUUGUUUCUAAAAGCGAGGCUAUUGCCAGUUUUUUCUUUCCUUUCUCAAUAACUACCUAUUCUACCUAAGUCUCUCUUUCUUUACUUCUCUUAACUAACACCUUUCUACCUACGAACACGAUUUUGUUAGGAGACUCAGUUGGAGAUUGGUAAUCUUGAAUUCUACAACUUUUGUGUCUCCAAAAGCCAGUCUGCGCAUAAAGUUAGAUUCCCUCGGGAUUAAAUGUCAAGAUGGCCUACAUACUAUAUACAACCGUCUUCAUAUUCCUCGUUAUCUCUACUAGUAAGUUUUUCACCCUCAGAGCUACUUUCCAUUGUCGGAAUAGUUGGGUCAUUGAAUGGCUUGGAGACAACCGGUUGCUAACACCUUUCCUAGUCGCAUUCAUAACCCGAGAUCGCUGGUCUCCCUACAUCCCCGAGCAUCUUCUCGAGCGUCUCCCAAGAUUCAUGUACACACCCUAUCAUGCUCUCCCUCAUUCCUUCGAAAACGAUAUUGAAUCUGGAUUAUCAUCUUCGAAUUUCAAUAUUUCCCAGAAUCUAUUAGAUUCAGACCCGAGAAAUGGACUUUCGGAUAAUGGAAAAAGGGAGAUUCAAAUGAUCAUGAAGAAAAAGAAGGUCAAUUUCGAUGAGGCGAGAAGAUUAUGGAUGCAGGAAACUUUCAAGAAGGAAAAUAUUGGCCCGGAUGGAAGACCCAGAGAUCCGAAGUUUGUGAGCUUUUCGUGAGGAGAGGGAGAAAUAGGUACAUUUCUUCGACGUAGAAUUCUUUGGUGAAACGAGGUAAUGCGGAGCAUGGUAGUGUCGAUGCCUUUCUUCGCAGCUCAGAUGCACAGAAAUUCGAAGAUUAUAGAUUUGGAAGAAGAAAGGCAACAUAAGAUGAAACGGGAAUUGGAUUGGAAUACGGAUUAGCGAGAUAUACCCAGGUGGGUGGGGCAGGACAGGAAUCGAAUUGAUUUGGACGGGACAAGGGGUUUUUGGAUUUGAAAGGAGGGGAAGAGGUUCUAAUAUUUCAGCGAUGGGCCUGAAUUGGGCACCGGAUUUGUUCAAGCAAGUAGAGCAUGGCGUUUAGGGAUUUGAUUCCAGGACAUAAUUAUCCGAGAACUUGGUACUGGGUACUGGUUCUCUGGUGCAAACUUUCCUUUCACACCUACACUCUUUUUUUCCUUGAGUCUUUUCAUUUGUCAAUAUCAAUAUCAAUAUUUGUAAGAAGAGGAUAUAACACAUAGGCGUG